CUGGCAUUUCUGACCGAUCCAACUGCAAUGGCGUGCGUCCUGCGCUGCGCGGACCUCGUCCGCGCCAUCGUGGCCUAUCAGAGCGGCGCCUACGGCGACGUGCGACCACUGCUCCGCCUCCUAUACAGCGUCCGCUUGCCGCGGCCAGCGGCGCUGAGCCUGCUUACCUACGCUCGCGACCUCCGGGCGGCCUACGCAUCCUUCCACGACGCGUUUGUCCGCAUAGACGGCGACUGGCGACGGCUCGCGGCGACACCCAAGGCCAGCGACGCCAUGAUGUACUAUGCAAUUGUCUUUGGCAACGUCGCCAUACUUCGGCAUCGCGAUGCUUCAGGCGCGCCUUUCUUGACGCCUCUGGACGAUACGGCCCACGAAGACGCGCAACUCGAGUACCUUCGCAUUGCCUUGGACCCGUCGAGAGAUCGGCGCGGGCGGUCGCAACGCACGAACGACCCGUCGCUGGUGCGCGCUCGCCUGAGCAUGCGGUCGAUUGAGCUGGCGUGCGUUGGCGGCCACCUCGACGUCAUCGAGUACCUGCACCAGAACGACGCUGGCUGCGUCCAGAUGCACCUCUGGGGCAAGAUGGUGGCCGAGGCCACCGCCGCGGCGGGCCAUGUGUCUGUGCUGCGCUACUUUCACGACCACGGCUACGAAGGCGCAACGCGCACCGCCAUCAACGCGGCGGCGCGCUACGGGCAUCUGCCCGUGAUCGAGUACCUCGUCGAGACGUGUGGCCUCUGGUCUGACAACGCUAUUGAGUGGGCGGCCCACUACCGCCACACGGACCUCAUCCGCUCUCUCGCUGCGCGUAGCAAUCAUCGGCACGUCCAGGCUGCGCUUCAUGCGGCGGUCGACCGCGGCGACAUUAGGAUUGUGCGCGCGCUCCGCGAGGUGCGACCAGACGUGGGCGUCCUGUGGUCCAUGCUGCAUGCGCUGGUGCACCACCACAUCAACCUCUUUUGCAACGACAUGUGAGUUGGUCUAUAGUAGAUAAUAGCGCAUGUAGUUAUUAAGUUAUUAUUCGAGUGUACUCUCACUGGA
This is a messenger RNA of Saprolegnia diclina VS20, 1041 nucleotides long. RefSeq lists its product as hypothetical. Gene Ontology annotation, molecular function: protein binding. The record is from RefSeq and is a predicted model, not a curated record. The transcript has a single exon. NCBI's taxonomy places the organism in Eukaryota, Oomycota, Saprolegniomycetes, Saprolegniales, Saprolegniaceae. The coding region runs from base 28 to 975 and encodes 315 amino acids.